AUUAGUGAACAAGCCAUUGAAAAACUCUCGUCUUCGCCUCCUUCCAAUACAGAUAUCGGCAAGUCGACUCCUCAAAUUCCUUCAUUAGUCAGUUCUCCAGUGAGUUCGAGUCUCAAUGUUUUUAGCUCGCAGAACCAAGCAUGUGGAGCUUUCGGAAGCUCUCCUACAGCAUCAACGAUCACUACUUCCACUUUUGCUUCUAACAACAAAUUCGCUCCUUUGGCUGGUCCCCUUUUCUCUUUUGGUGCAACUGGUUAUUCUGCCGGCAACUCUACUCCCUUAUCAACAAUUAAUCGACCAACAUCAGGCCUCUCUCCUGAGUCAGCUCCAUCUAAUGUCAGUCAAGCCGCUAAAAGUAUUGGUCUUGUUGGAUUCAGUGGAUCGGGGGAUUUUCAGGCAACAGAUUCAAAGCAUGGUGUUCCGGAAACACAGCAACGGGCACUCGGUCAGACCUCACUUGCGAUAACUGGCGGCAAAAGUUGCACCACCUCUUCCAAUCAAAUCUCAUCUACCAUCUUUACUUCAGCAUCUAAUUCGCAGAUGAGACCAUUGGAAAGCUCUCAUUUUACCGGAUUUUUCGAAAAGGUCGUGCCACCUUGCCAGAUUCAAAAUGAAGGCCCAGUUUUAAAUUCCGGCGACACUUUUGAUAAAAAUGUCGUGACAUCGACCACCGUUGUGGCCCCAUCCCUUACAAAAGGACAAUUUGACAGUUUGUCUCCUGAUAGUUCAAACAUUCUAUUAAAGUCAAGUGAGUAG
Messenger RNA from Protopolystoma xenopodis, 756 nucleotides. The record is from the annotation of a GenBank genome assembly. Lineage: Eukaryota; Metazoa; Platyhelminthes; Monogenea; Polystomatidea; Polystomatidae.